Molecule: messenger RNA, 702 nt
Organism: Symbiodinium natans
Lineage: Eukaryota; Dinophyceae; Suessiales; Symbiodiniaceae
Source: the annotation of a GenBank genome assembly
AUGGGUUUGCGCGUCGAGCUGGCGCCUCGCUCAUUCGAUGACCUGGAGCGAGCUGAGGCUAAGAGGUUGCUCUUGACCCUUACCCCAACGUCUGGAAAGAAAAUGCAGCUGGUGCUACACCAGGAUGCUUCCGUGGGCAUUGCUGGAGUCAUGUAUGACUGCGCCGCCUUGCUUGCACGACGGCUUUGCGAGGAGCCAAGCCUCUUAGGCUCCAAGGUCGUGGAGCUGGGCUGUGGUACAGGCUGCGCAGGCCUAGCAGCUGCGGCGCUGGGAGCCAAGGUGGUGCUGACAGAUCGAAGCGAGCGCGCCUUGCAAAUUGCACAGCGGUCUGCAAAGGACACAGGCCUGGAAAUUGUCACUCGUCGUUGGGAGUGGCAUGAGCCACUGCCGAAGGAGUGCUGUGAAGCUUCCACUGUGCUGGCCACGGACGUAGUGUACAGCGAGGACACCUCGGCAUUGCUAUCUGCAUUGAAAGCGGUCGCAGCACCUGGCACAGUAGUGCUGCUGGUGGUUAGAGUCAGAAGCUUAGCAGCUUUGGCAGGACUGCGGUCCCUUCUCCAGGGAGCCAGCCACUUCUUCAAGGAAUGCGCCCCUGCGCAGCUGGAGCCGGCAGCGCGCGCGUGCUUACAGAGGUCCGGAAAGGAGCUGGCCUUGUCUGACACGCACGACAAGACAACAUACUUCUACCGAUUUGUGAGAUGA